AUGGCGUGGCUUGAUUCUCAACCGUCCAGAUCUGUUCUCUACGUCAGCUUUGGAAGUCUUGUCAAAACAUCGUUAGCCCAGCUUUUAGAGUUUUGGAAUGGCUUGGUUGACAGUGGCUACUCUUUCCCGUGGGCUAUACGGCCGGAUAUGGUGGAUGAAGAAAACGACAACGGCGUCAUUUCAUUCCCUAAGGUACUUGAAAUUGGGCCAAAAGAAAGAGGGUAUAUAGUUGAUUGGGCCCCACAAGAACGAGUCUUGGCCCACGAUGCUGUGGGCGGGUUUCUAACCCAUGGUGGUUGGAACUCGAUCUUGGAGAGUAUUUUGGCGGAAGGUCCUAUGAUUGGUUGGCCCAACUUAGGGGAUCAAAGGGUUAAUGUUGUAUGUAUUAGAAACGUGUGGAGAAUUGGGGUUGAAUUAGAGGCGUGUGACAGGUGGACCAUACAGAGAACAAUCAAGACAUUGAUGGAGAGAAGGGUGGAGUUUCAAAGGUCAAUGGAUAGAAUUGCCAAAUGGGCUAGGGAUAGCAUUGACAAAAAUGGAUCUUCCUGCCACAAUUUAGAAAUGUUUGUUGAUGAUCUUAAGAAAAUCAAAGCAAAGAGAUUGGCUGCUUUGUGUAGAGCAGCUUGA
Messenger RNA from Ziziphus jujuba (common jujube), 627 nucleotides. RefSeq names its product 7-deoxyloganetic acid glucosyltransferase-like. The transcript is spliced from 2 exons. NCBI's taxonomy places the organism in Eukaryota, Viridiplantae, Streptophyta, Magnoliopsida, Rosales, Rhamnaceae. The coding region runs from base 1 to 627 and encodes 208 amino acids. Gene Ontology annotation, molecular function: UDP-glycosyltransferase activity. The record is from RefSeq and is a predicted model, not a curated record.